Anarrhichthys ocellatus (wolf-eel) is the source of this 1949-nucleotide messenger RNA. It is a transcript of the gene fdps, whose product is annotated as farnesyl diphosphate synthase (farnesyl pyrophosphate synthetase, dimethylallyltranstransferase, geranyltranstransferase). The record is from RefSeq and is a predicted model, not a curated record. Gene Ontology annotation, biological process: trans, trans-farnesyl diphosphate biosynthetic process. The transcript is spliced from 9 exons. Gene Ontology annotation, cellular component: cytoplasm. Lineage: Eukaryota; Metazoa; Chordata; Actinopteri; Perciformes; Anarhichadidae. The coding region runs from base 308 to 1504 and encodes 398 amino acids. Gene Ontology annotation, molecular function: (2E,6E)-farnesyl diphosphate synthase activity; dimethylallyltranstransferase activity.
CAUGUGUAUGAACGAAAAAAAAUAAUUUACUACGGUAGAUAUAGCUAGCUUUGUGAACAGCCUGGUUGAGCUACCAUCAUCUACUGUUACCUGCAAAGUCAUUGCUCUAAUCCUCGUUCUUGCUUACUGAGCUCAGUAGGCGAAGAGACUAUGACGCUAUUAGUUUGGUAGCUUUCCUCAACCGGAACACGUUUAACGUUUUUGUAGCUAUGGCACUGCUGUAACGUUAGCUUGGUAACGGAACAGUCCGACUGAGUGUUAAAGCUCAGCUUGUUGACGGCUAGUCGGGACGGUUGGACGGUUGAGAAUGAGACGUCUGCUGAGCUUGCUCAUUAAAGCCCCUAAAACAAUCCGGACCAUGUGGCACAUCGAGUCCCCGCUGAGAUUAAAAACAACCUCGGUUGUGAUGUGCACCUCGUCUCUGCAGGGAGACAACCUUUGCAACGGGACGCACAGCAACAACAAGGCGCUGCUGUCCGAUCCUCAUCUGUUCGAAGCCCAAUUUGACGAGCUGGUGACGGAGCUUUCAGAGAGCGACCUCGCGGACCCCGCGCUGGCUGAUGCUCUGAACAGGUUUAGAGAGGUUUUGGUGUACAAUUCUCCCGGAGGCAAGAGGAACCGAGGACUGUCCGUGAUCGCUUCACUGAGGGAUCUUCUCUCUCCCACUCAGCUCGCACAGGACACAGUGCGGCGGGCUCUGUUGGUUGGCUGGUGCAUUGAGUUGCUUCAGGCAUUUUUCCUGGUGGCAGAUGACAUCAUGGAUGGAUCUGUGACUCGGAGAGGACAGCCCUGCUGGUACAAGAAGGAUGGAAUCGGUCUGGAUGCCAUCAAUGAUUCAUUUCUCCUAGAGGCGGCUAUCUACAGACUGCUUCGCAGACAUUGCAGGGAUCAGCCGUACUACGUCCACCUACUGGAGCUGUUUACGGAGACAUCUUUCCAGACCGAGCUCGGCCAAGCUCUGGACCUCAUGACUUCUACCCCUGGUCAGGUUGACUUCAACAGAUUCACCAUGGAUAGGUAUAAAGCUAUUGUAAAAUACAAGACUGCAUUUUACUCUUUUUACCUCCCAGUGGCAGCUGCAAUGUACAUUGCAGGGAUUGAGAGUGAAGAGGAACACAAUAAUGCCAAACACAUCUUACUUGAGAUGGGAGAGUUCUUUCAAAUACAGGAUGACUACUUGGACUGUUACGGAGACCCCGCUGUGACGGGAAAGAUAGGCACAGACAUCCAGGAUAACAAAUGUAGCUGGCUGGUGGUGACGGCGCUGGAAACCAUGACUCCUGAACAAAGAGCAGAGCUGAAGGCAUGUUAUGGGCGCCAUGAUGAAACAUGUGUAGAAAAGGUCAAAGCACUGUACAACACCCUGAAAAUGCCAACAUUGUACCACAAAUAUGAGGAAGAGAGCUACCAGCGGCUACAGACACUCAUUGCUUGUCACGCUCAAAACCUUCCUCACUCAAUCUUCCUCAACUUCGCCAAGAAAAUCUACAAGAGGAACAAGUGAGAGGGAAUGGUGGUCACAAACCGUGUCGGGUGCAUCAGCCUGGUUCUCUUUUGACGUUUAUGAUGCACAGAAUAACUUUGAAGUGGUUUGUAGAUAUUUGGUCGCAAAUGUCAUCAAACAGUCUUUUACCCCGUUCACUACAUUAUUGAACCCAGUUCAUAAUGCACAGUGUCUCAGGUUGAUUCUCCGCUGAAGAAUACCAUGGAUAGAAGUUUGACACUGAAAUGAUGAACACAAAUACAAUCGGAUUGUUUUAAUUUUAUAGGAAUAGAUUUAUUAAUUGAUUAGACUCCAAAAGGAACAUAUAUGACAGCAGAUGUAUCCUGACAGGGGACAGAGGGUCAAACCUCAUCAGCUUUCUAAUUCCAUAUAUUUUUAUAUUGCUGCUGUAAAGUCUGUACUGCCUUGAAUGUUAUUGCUUUUAAUAAAUAAUGUAUGAACAGUA